This is a messenger RNA of Monoraphidium neglectum, 486 nucleotides long. RefSeq lists its product as hypothetical. The transcript has a single exon. The annotation marks the transcript as partial. Lineage: Eukaryota; Viridiplantae; Chlorophyta; Chlorophyceae; Sphaeropleales; Selenastraceae. The record is from RefSeq and is a predicted model, not a curated record.
AUGCUCAAAGAUGAUCCCGUAUUGCCCGAGGGUGCCCAGCUGCAGCUCCGCGCAAGGGGCGCCACGCUGACCGCCACGCCCCCCAGCGCAACGCCAGCGGGCAGCAGCGGCAGCCCACCCUCCAGGCCACAGGGGAAACCGCCAGGCCCAUCAAGCAGCGCCAGCCCGGAGCCGCGCACCGCGGGCCUGGCGGCGCCUCCCACGCAUGGGGACGCCCCGCAGCUUCUCCCAGGCUGGCAAGUCCAGGUCCCUUCAGGACGGCCGCAGCUGGAACACCAGCGGGGAGAGCAACAGCAGCAGCAGCAGCAGCAGCAGCAGGCGGCCGGCGCCGCGGACACCACGCCGGUCGCCCGCAAGCGGCCCCGCAAGCCGGCCCGCACCGCCUCCACAUCCGGGAUAGAGCUCCUCCCGCCAAUGCCCGCCGCGCCGCCGCCGCCGCCGCCGGGCCCAUCCCCAGGCCUGCCACCCCGCAAGCGCCGGAAGAUG